AUGGUUAUAAUUCAGCUCCUGUUGUUGCUGAGUUUCUUGGACCAAAGCAAGCAGGAUUAUCUGUCUCCGAGGCUUGCUAGGACUUCAGGGGCGCCUUGUGCCAUUGGCCAGGCGUGUGACCCAAGGCAGCGGAGAGAUGCUGGGGGACGCGGUGGAGUCUACGAGCACCUCGGAGGAGCACCAAGAUGCAGAAAACUUUACUGUGCAACUAAAUAUCAUUUGCAAAUACAUCCAAGUGGGAAAAUAGACGGUUCUCUUGAGGAAAACAACCAAUUAAGCAUCAUGGAGAUCACCGCAGUUGAUGUUGGAGUGGUAGCGAUAAAGGGGAUAUUUUCCGGGAGAUAUCUGGCCAUGAAUGAUAAAGGACGUCUAUACGCCUCGGAUGUGUUCAACCAGGAGUGUGAGUUCCUGGAGCGGAUUCAUGAGCUGGGCUACAACACCUAUGCUUCAAGACACCACUCCACCCUGCAGCCCCCUGCAGGGGGUGGCAGUGGCAAACGACGAGCCAGUGCCAAGAGGCAGUGGUAUGUGUCCAUCAAUGGGAAAGGCCGGCCAAGGAGGGGCUUUAAGACGCGCAGCACUGACAAAGCCUCCCUUUUCCUGCCUCGAGUGCUAGGCAAUAAGGACCAUGAGAUGGUGCGAAAGCUCCGUGACAGCCAGAGGCACCCAGCUGGACAGCAGAGUCCCCCCCCUAUGGGCCGGGCUGAGCACCGGAGACGGAGACACCGGGCCAGGGGAAGAAAGGGUAGAACCAAGAGGCCUGGUGACUGA
Salvelinus namaycush (lake trout) is the source of this 771-nucleotide messenger RNA. RefSeq names its product fibroblast growth factor 3-like. Gene Ontology annotation, cellular component: cytoplasm. Gene Ontology annotation, biological process: positive regulation of gene expression; positive regulation of cell population proliferation; fibroblast growth factor receptor signaling pathway. Bases 1 to 771 code for a protein of 256 amino acids. Gene Ontology annotation, molecular function: fibroblast growth factor receptor binding; growth factor activity. The record is from RefSeq and is a predicted model, not a curated record. Lineage: Eukaryota; Metazoa; Chordata; Actinopteri; Salmoniformes; Salmonidae. The transcript is spliced from 3 exons.